Messenger RNA from Ostreococcus lucimarinus CCE9901, 1719 nucleotides. RefSeq lists its product with no specific name. The transcript has 2 exons. Bases 1 to 1719 code for a protein of 572 amino acids. Lineage: Eukaryota; Viridiplantae; Chlorophyta; Mamiellophyceae; Mamiellales; Bathycoccaceae. The record is from RefSeq and is a predicted model, not a curated record.
AUGUGGCGUAAGGGGUGGAUCGAUGAUGAUGGGGUUGAGGUGGACUUGUGUAACGCGUGCGGUUUGAUUUUCAAGCGAGGGUGGUGGUGCGCGUGGUGUGCGUUGCCGUAUCGCAAAGUGGGUGAAAACGAUGAGGCGUUGCGUUCGCGGUGGGUUCCUUGCGAGUAUUGUCAUCGGUUUACACAUUACGACUGCGAGAAACGCGAAGCGCCGGAGGCUUUGGAGGCUGAGCGAUACGCGUGUCCGACGUGCAGAAAUUUGAAAAAACUUCCGAAGCCUGCGAAAGAGAUUGACCCCCCGAAGAGCUCGGAGGCGCAAAUGAUCGAUGGACUUUUGGUGGUGAUUCGUCCGUACGAUCGAGCGCCGAAGAAAUUCGACGAGGUCGGGGAAGUAAAGAUCGUCAAGAAGACCGCGCAUCGCCCGAGCGUGUCCACGAAACGUCCACGAAGUGCAGAUGGGAAAUCAAGCCGCACCGCACGAGUGCUCAAGUCGUCGUCUUCGGAGAAAGAGAAGAAGAAGCUUCCGUUAUCGUCGAAUGCGCCGCGGCGCGCAGUGUCAAAAUCGAUUCGCGGAGGCAAGCCGACGGGGCUCGCAUCACUGGCCAAGGUGGCGACUCGAGUGUUACCAGAGCGUAUGGUUCGAUCUGAAGCUUACAAACGCGCGCAAGCAGCAGAGGAAGCGAAAGAGGAGGAGCUCGCAUUGAGUACUCGUCGAAGCGGACGCGCGCCAAAGGAGUUGGCGAAGGCCGCCGGGCAAGAUUUCUUGCACGAACCUCGACAUCAAUCUCGUCCAAGUCAACCAGUUUUUCGAAGCGGUGUCCGUCAGCAGUCAACUGUCAAUGAAUCGUUGUACGCCGAACCUUUUUACGGUCAACACGGUGGUCUUGGUUUCGCCGCAUCCAUGGAAGCGCGAUUGGUACACAACGAAUUGUCACCGCAAGGCGUCCUGUAUCCCGAAGAAACGGGUGGUAUGGUUGGUCCGCUACGUACGUUGGGUAUGGGUACUAAGACUCCGGAUCAAACCUUCGUUCGACGACCCCCGCUCGCUCCAAAGCAGCAACGCGGGUCUCCAAAAGUUCCAGACCAAUUGACGUCUUCGACGGUGAAGAAGUCAAUUCGUCGGGAAAGCGGAGGGCGCGCGGAAGAACACGAGCUCAUGACGGUUGCAUCACAAUUGAUCGAGGCACAGUGUGAAGCAUACGAUCAAUACACGGUCACAAUCAAUGUUUGUAGACUGCUGAACAAGCUCGACGUGAUGCGCGGAUACACGACGCGCGAUAUGAUCGUCAAGUUCAAUUUGCAUCGCAUCGUUGGAGAUCUCUUGAUGAAUGAUGACAUUCGCAUCCGUCUUGCGGCUGACAAGUUGCUGAAAAUUCCAUCAUGGCGCGAGGCUAUCUGCGGAAACGCGACGCCUCAGCGUUCGAUGCAAUUGCCCGUGAUGCCGACGCACCAGCCUUUCGCAUCGUUACAAGCCGCUCCUUCGAUGGAGGCGGCUGCACCGCCGACGCAUAUCGUGAGCAAGCCCGUACCACGACGUCCUCGAGCGCCACGCGAAGCGAAAGCAAUGGCCUUAAUGGCGUCGCAGUCUUCACCCACCGAGACGAUCACUCCACCUCAGACUCAGUAUCCGUACUUUGAGACGGCGAGCCAGGAUGUCGCUGACAUCGACAACGCGCUCUUGCUCUCUGGUGGUCAAGAUGCGAGUCAACGAAUGAUUUAG